This is a messenger RNA of Octopus sinensis (East Asian common octopus), 934 nucleotides long. RefSeq lists its product as uncharacterized. Lineage: Eukaryota; Metazoa; Mollusca; Cephalopoda; Octopoda; Octopodidae. The coding region runs from base 1 to 738 and encodes 245 amino acids. The record is from RefSeq and is a predicted model, not a curated record. The transcript has 3 exons.
AUGAAAACUGCUGGUUAUAUCUUGGCCAUGAUUAUAUUGCACCAUAACACACAACAAAGUGCUAUAUAUAAAAAGAAGAAGUGUCAGCAGAAAGAGGAUUCACUUCACUCUGAAGAGCUGUUACAGUUACAAUUCAUACCACCUGUGACCAAAGUGCUCAACAAGAUCCAGGGGAAGGAACAAGCCUACCUUGGGACUCUACUGCCAACAGUUGUUACAACAAUCUUUAGACUCAAGGGCUUGAAGUCCAAGGGCCUCAUCUACUACAGCCCCUUGGUUGACGCACUUUUGGCAGGCAGUGACAAAAGUUUUAGGACCCUCCUGGAGGAUGAGGACUGCCAGCUGGCUGCUGCCUUCCACCCCAGGUUUCGCCUCAUCUGGUUGGCUAAGUAUGACAACACCAAAGUCGCCAAAGUGAAGAAAAGCAUGGAAGGUAAGGUCAAAGAGGUCAUGAGGCAGCAGCCUGACAAAGUGAGCAACAACAGUGGAGGCAGUAGCAAUGAAAAGCAGGUGGAUGACUUCCUCAGUAGUGUCACCCAGCCAAAAGAGAGUAGCAGGAUCCACAGGUCACUCAAGGACAAAGCCCAGAAUUUAGUCAAGACCUGGUUGGAGACCAGCUCCAAGGAAUUGCUGACAGAUGCUGCCUUCUUGGGUGAGCAAGUGUUGAUGGACUUAUUCAUCAAGUUCAACACAGUGCUGCAGUGGAGUGUUUGUUCUCUAUGGGCAAGGACAUCUUAAGGGCCAAAAGCUCAUUCAUGCCUGAUGAAAACUUUGACGUGCUAAUUUUCAUGAAGGGCAACAUGCAUCUCAUGAACAAAAUGGAGAAUGAGAAGAAGAGGAAAAACUAAAUUAUGUAUGUAUCAUGUUUUUCAUUUUUUCAUUUUUAUUUUUUGAAGGCCCCUUUAUCAAUAAACUUUUUUUAGUUUAAUACUAA